Messenger RNA from Hibiscus syriacus, 546 nucleotides. RefSeq names its product lamin-like protein. Gene Ontology annotation, molecular function: electron transfer activity. The record is from RefSeq and is a predicted model, not a curated record. NCBI's taxonomy places the organism in Eukaryota, Viridiplantae, Streptophyta, Magnoliopsida, Malvales, Malvaceae. The transcript has 2 exons. The coding region runs from base 7 to 504 and encodes 165 amino acids. Gene Ontology annotation, cellular component: plasma membrane.
GAAAUCAUGAGUAUUGAAAAUAAAUUCAUUGUUAAGUUUUUGUUGAUGGUAAUAGCAGUUUUCAUGGUUUCAAUCGAAUCAUCCACGGCGGCGUUGCACCGUGUCGGAGGCAAACAAGGUUGGUACCCUAACGUCAAUUAUUCCGAUUGGUCCGGCCGUGAGCGGUUCUAUGUCGACGACUGGCUCCUUUUCAACUUUGACAAGCGCUACUUCAAUGUUCUUGAAGUGAACCAGACAAGUUAUGACAACUGCAAUGAUCGAGGUUUCAUACAGAACAUAACUCGUGGUGGCCGAGAUGUGUUCGAGCUGACGGAGGCGAGGCCGUAUUACUUUCUCAGCAGUGGUGGCUACUGCUACAAUGGUAUGAAAGUUUCCAUCGACGUUGAAGUUCCUCGAGCUGCCCCGGCACCGGCUCCAGUCAAGAAUGGUUCACCUCCAUUGAUUGCUAUUAGCAUUAGGGUUUUGCUCUUUUUGAUUUCUUUUGCUGUGGCAUGUUUUUAUUAGUUGGUCCAUUUGUUUAAAUCAGACAGUUGACUGUGAUUAAGC